Messenger RNA from Brassica oleracea var. oleracea, 1682 nucleotides. RefSeq lists its product as uncharacterized. Lineage: Eukaryota; Viridiplantae; Streptophyta; Magnoliopsida; Brassicales; Brassicaceae. Gene Ontology annotation, biological process: endoplasmic reticulum calcium ion homeostasis. Gene Ontology annotation, cellular component: endoplasmic reticulum. The record is from RefSeq and is a predicted model, not a curated record. Bases 1 to 1410 code for a protein of 469 amino acids. Gene Ontology annotation, molecular function: calcium ion binding. The transcript is spliced from 3 exons.
AUGAAUCUCCCCCUCUCCUUCUUCUCCAUCGCUCUCAUCGCUUUCCUCUUCCUCCACCAUCACGCCCUCGCUGCUUCUCACUUCGAAGGCUUCGAUGCCGAAGACGACGAGUUCUCAGAAGACUCCACUGACCUUCACCACUCUCUCCGUCCUCCCCUCAUAACUCAGUCUCAGUCAACUCUCCCGGAUCCGGAUCCCUCCCCCGAACCCGAUUCCAAAUCGGACCCUUCUCCUUCCCAAACACCUCCCAAGAAGCCCUCUUCAACCUCCUUCGAUUUCUGGGACGAGGACGAGUUCGAGGGAUUGCCCGAGAACGAAUCUCCGACUACCCCAUCUCCUUCCGAUCAGCUAACUCCAGAUCCGGAGCCCGCUUCAGAAAGUCCAGACCUUGACGUCAUCCCGACGAAGAAGAAGCUCUCGUCGUACACGGUGGAGAUCGUCUCCGUAUCGAUCUUAAUCGCUUACUUGAUCAACUACUUCACCGGCAAACGCGAGAACGAGAACCUCGCUCUAUCCUGGGCCACCAAGUUCGGUCUCAAAGACUCAAUCUUCGAGAAAAACUUCAGCUUUCUCGGAGUCGGCGAAGGAGAGGACUCUCCCCUGUUGCUUAAAGAGGCCACGAACGUGUUCAAGUUCUACGCGAGCGGGAGGAGGUUUUGCCAUGGGGUGUUGGCGACUAUGGAGCUUAAGAGUAGACAUGAUUUGAUUUCGAGGCUUUAUAAUUGCGUGGUGCCUUGUAAAGAUGAGAUUAGUUUCGAGGUGUAUAUGAACGAGGAGGCGAUGGAUCAUGUUGUGUUUGCGAUGGCGAGGAAGAAGAUGGCGAAGAUGAUGCAUAAGGAGCUGAGGGAUCUUCAGAGGUUUGGAGGGGUGGUACCGGCUCCUGGCGGGAGGAAGUGGGUGGCGGAGGAGUUGGCUGUGAUCUCUGAGUCUAAGGAGGUUGCUGGAGAUAUGAUUACUGAUGUUGUACUUGAUCAGGUUUUUGGUGACAAGUCGUUCGAAAAGUUUGGAAAGUAUUUCAUCUCAAUGCAUUUUUCGGACCAACUUCCUGGCAAACACAGGAAGAUGCUGCUUUUCAAGUUCGCCCUACCUGAUGCUAAACACAUGGAUGAUAUGGUUCGCUUGGUAGCCCUUAUUCCGUAUUACAUUGACUUAAUUGGGCGCUACAAGCUCAGCUCCCAGGCACGGAACAAAACCGAUGGUGCUAGACAAAAGGCGGCUCAGGAAGCGUACAAGGAACUAGAGAAUGUGAGGCAAGAGGCAUUACAGAGAAAGAAAGCCGAGAAGAAGAAACUAUUGGAGGAGGCCGAGGCAAAGCUUAGCGCCGAGGCUCUAAGGAAGAAAGAGGCUAAAGAACGUGCACGACAGAUGAAGAAGUCAAUGCCAAAAGUUAAGAUGAGCCGCGGUCACUAAGAUGCUCAAGCAUAGGAGGGACAUCUCUCUUAAGAUCACAAUCUCAUGUCUGCCAUUGGAACAGCUAUUUUAUUCCUCUACUCCCUCCUUUUUUUAGCCCUUUCGAUUAGAUAUUUCUUCUUACUUCCAUGAACCUUACGGUUUCCCUUAUAGUGACACCCAGGCUGUGCUUUUUGAUAAUCCUCAAAGACCUAGUUUCUUGUUCACUGAAAGUAAUAUCCUUUAUUCUCAGUUAGCCAUUGCAAUGAAUGAAAAAGAAAUGUUAAAAAUUA